UGGUCAACGCGUGUCAUCGCAUAAUCAGCUGUUGCCUGACAACAGCCGAAAAUCGAACGGCGCAAAAAGCAAAUUAACAAUAAUAGAAAAAGAAGAACGAAGAAAACAACAAUCAUAUUAAUUUGUUUAAAUGUUGUUUAAUUAAGGCGUUUUCCAUUUUGCAGCCACAACGACGAGAGCAACAUUUUGAGUCCAUUCAAUUUAUGUGACUACAACAGUGAUUGCGGUGACUUCAAUCCUGGAACAGGCUCCUCUCUUUCUCUCUCCCAAUCCUGCUACACACACUACGGCUGCCCCAGUGAGAUGAAUGGACAACAUCCAUUGCCACCGCCGCCAAAUGGUGGCGCCUAUACGGGUGCCAGUCGCAUACCGAGGGGAGCGGCAAGGCCGCGUCAAGGUCUCUCGCCGCGGAUCAAUCACUCGUUUGUGCCCGUGUUCCAUGAACGCUCCAACAAUGAGGAUAACGCCGUAUUGACCGAUAAUCUAUGGAAGCUGGCACGCAAGACGGGCAAUCUGAACUUGGCCAACAAGGGCAUGGCACGCGUUCCCGAGCGUUUGUACGACAUCAACGACGCGGAUGAGGACAGCAAGAAGGCCAAUUUGCAGCAGUUGUCGCUGAACGAGGAGGAUGCCUGGUGGAAUCAAAUGCCCAUCAAUAAUCUCGACUUGAGUUCCAAUGCCUUGACGCAUGUUUCGCCCAAAAUUGAGAACUUGUUAACUCUCACUGUGUUGCAAUUGCAUGACAAUGCUUUGGUUGCCCUUCCUCCAGAGAUUGGAAAGCUUGAGAAAUUGGUGCGCUUGAAUCUAAGCCACAACAAGCUGGAUGAGUUGCCAGCUGAGCUCUUCAGUUUGCCAGAGUUGCGCCAUUUGAACAUCUCCCAUAAUGAGUUUGUCGAACUCAAUCCCGACAUAAGUAAUCUACACAUGCUCGAGUUCCUGGAUGCUGGUAACAAUAACAUUAAGAGUUUGCCCGGCGGCAUUGGUUUCCUGGUGCGUCUAACAGCGCUUUUGUUGCCCAAUAAUCACAUCGUGGAACUGCCACCAGAUAUUGUCAAUAUGCGCUCAUUGCAGAAGUUGGAUCUGAUGAAGAAUGAUCUGAUUGCGUUGCCAGAGGACAUGGGUUUGUUGAGAAAGCUGGAGUGUCUGUAUGUUCAGCAUAAUGACAUCAAGGAGCUGCCCAGCUUUGAAGGCAAUGAGACCCUGAAUGAGCUCCAUGCCAGCAACAACUUUAUAGAGCGCGUGCCAAAGGAUCUUUGCAGCAACUUGCCGCAUCUAAAGAUAUUUGAUCUGCGUGACAAUAAGAUAACACAACUGCCGGAUGAGGUGUGUUUGCUGCGCAAUCUAAAUCGCUUGGAUGUUUCCAACAAUUCCAUCAGUGUGCUGCCCACAACUCUAUCAUCUUUGGCGCACUUGAUAAGCCUGCAAGUCGAUGGUAAUCCCAUCAAGACAAUUCGACGCGAUAUUUUACAAUGCGGCACAGCGCGGAUUUUGAAAACGUUGCAAGAACGCGCACAGGCAAAGGAUCGGGAGACUGGAGGUGCCGAUGCCAUGAGUUGUGGAAAUGUUGGAGCUGCUGGGCAGUCGACAGAUGAUAUGACCGCUGGCAGUGUGGAUAAUAGCUAUCCGCGACAACAUGUGGAGCCUGUGCAGGCGCAGUACAUGCAAUAUCAGUAUCAGACUCAACAACAACAGUUCAUGCCACAGCCGGAGCAGUGUCGUAUCUAUUAUGCUCAAUAUAAUCCUCAACCGCAAAUGAGAUCACAGUUCAUGCCAGUGCCACAAUAUGAGCAGGACGAACGUUACAAUCACUACCUGCCACAAGUCCAACAAUUGCCCUAUGGAAACUCCUUUCAACAUCUCCCACACAUGUCCAACAACUUGCCACAGCAACAACAACAUCAGCAGCAGCCAGACUACGUUAACUUUUCACGUUGUGCCGUUCAACCGCGUUGGGUAUACAAACUGCGUCAUACACGCACAUUAGCUGUGAAUUUAGAGGGUCUCACCAAUGUGCCGGACCACGUAUUUGAGCUCGCUGCUGCCGAACAGGUGCAUGUGGUGGACUUUGCACGCAAUCAGCUAAGGGCUCUGCCCAACGGUUUGCAGCACAUGUCGAAGCUGGUAACGGAGCUGGUCUUGUCCCACAAUGCCAUUAGCCAAGUGCAUCCUUUCAUCUCGCAGUUCACACGCAUCGCACAUCUUAAUCUGUCCAACAAUUUGCUCACGGACUUGCCCCUUGAGUUUCGCGUUCUGAACACGCUGCGUGAAUUAAAUGUUGCCAACAAUCGCUUCACAUUCAUACCAAAGGCGUUGUAUGAAUUGCAGGGACUCGAGAUCUUGGUUGCCAGCGAAAAUCGCAUCAAGGCCUUGAAUGUGGCGGGAUUAGAGGGUAUGAGUCGAUUGAAUACGCUUGAUUUGCGUAACAAUGAUAUCGAAUCCAUACCUCCCAUACUGGGCAAUCUAACCAACAUUACUCACUUGGAGCUGAUUGGAAAUCCAUUUCGGCAGCCGCGUCAUCAGAUCCUAAUCAAGGGCACAGAUGCCAUAAUGUCGUACCUACGUGACCGUAUACCCAUUUAAGUCUUGGGUGGGCGUGGCAACAUUUGGAAACGUAUUUAUUUAUUUUUAGCGCACUUUUUACAUUUUCUUGUUGUGUUAAAAUUUUGACAAAAAUGGCUUAACCAAAAUUAAAGUAGCGUCCACACACAGCACACACACCCACACAUACACACACACACCAUUACAAGUGUGUAUGCAUGUGUCUGAGUGUGUGUGCAAGUGUGUGGGUGCCAGACGCGCGUAGUACCUUGUACCAUUUUAACAAAUUUCCCUCGAGAAACUAGUCAGCGUUUGGCAACAACACACAACGCGCACCUUCGUUGGAAAAGCUUGCAAUAAAAUAUAGAGUAUUACAUGUUUACAGUAUGACUUUUA
This is a messenger RNA of Drosophila innubila, 2934 nucleotides long. It is a transcript of the gene f-cup, whose product is annotated as leucine-rich repeat-containing protein 40. Gene Ontology annotation, molecular function: protein binding. The record is from RefSeq and is a predicted model, not a curated record. NCBI's taxonomy places the organism in Eukaryota, Metazoa, Arthropoda, Insecta, Diptera, Drosophilidae. The transcript has 10 exons. Bases 304 to 2580 code for a protein of 758 amino acids.